Molecule: messenger RNA, 9329 nt
Organism: Parasteatoda tepidariorum (common house spider)
Lineage: Eukaryota; Metazoa; Arthropoda; Arachnida; Araneae; Theridiidae
Source: RefSeq, a predicted model, not a curated record
GCAAUCAAGCUGAACGUCAACAAGCAGUCAAUUUCGUUUCAGUGGGUGGGCUGGGAAAUCGUCUUAAAAAUAUUGUAGUUUUUAUACUGUUUUGAUUCCAGCUGAACUGACUGAUAUAUUUAGAGUUGAAAUUCAUUUGUGAUUUCCAGUUUAUUAUUUCCAGUUUAGAAAUUUUUCCUGAAAUGAAAAUGUCUUAAAUAUUUGUAUUCGCAACAGGCUUAAUAAAAAAUUCACAAUGUCUUCUAGAAUGGAUUUAAUGGAUCUUGCUCGUCAUUUGAGGCAGGAGUCUUUAUUUGUCAAUUCAGAAAAACAAAAUUUGCAGAAUUUAAAUGAAAAAGUAAUGAAAGCCGCAGAAAACUUGUAUCAUUUGUCAUGGAUUGCUCGUCAACAAAGACAAAUUCUCGACAGUCUCCUUUUGUCACACACUGAUAUGAAUCUUUCAGCCUGCUACCAAAGAUCGAAUGGUGUAGAGGGCUCAAACUUUAUUGACUCCUAUAAGCAUCUGGGAAUAAAUGAUUGCAAUUAUUCAGAAUUCUUGCAGCAGCUUCGAGAGAAUCCCAAAAUCAUUGCAGCUUGUUUGUAUUACGGGGAGAAGAUUGAUAUCAACACAAUGCACAACGUUGUCAACAUAGUAAUGACCGCAAUCUAUGGCAAUUGUAUACUACCUGAAGAUGAAGUUCAUGCACUUACAUUGCUGAAAGAGCUUAUGUCGUUGCAGCUUGCUAUCAGUGACAAUCCAAGGAGAUUAUUAAGGCAUGGAUCUUGUGCCUUCAGCAGAGUUUACAAGAUUUUCAGUGAAUGCUUAUUCAGUGCAAAAAUAUUUCUAACUGCUGCUUUACAUGAACCUAUAAUGCACUUACUGAUGGCUGACGAUCUAUUUCUGGAUAUAGACCCUAGCAAAGCCGCUGUGAGAUUCCAUCCUCAAGAGCGCCUUCGCCAUUUUGGCAAAGAGGGCACCCCUGAGUAUGCUGCUUCUCUGCAACGCUAUCGCAACUGGACAAUCAGUAAACUAGUUAGCAUAGCCAAUCGCUUUAUUGAAGAGAUACGUAAUAAUCUUUAUUGCUUUCCUCAGAGCUUGUCUUGGUUGGCGCGGCAGAUGUAUAAUAUAGUAAUGAAGGCUAAGAGAGUGGAAGUGAGAGAAGUCGGGGCCAUGUGCGCAGAUCUUGUGUUUGCCUUUUUUAUCUGUCCAGCCAUUGUAGAUCCUGAGUCUUAUGGGAUUACAGAUAUUCCAAUAAGUUAUAUUGCCCGGUUUAAUCUCAUGCAGGUGGCUCAAAUUUUGCAAGUGUUGGCCAUGUCGAAAUGGGAAGAAAUUGAUCCUAAACUUAUGGAUUUAUAUGGAAAAUUUGAGAAGGAUUGCAUGUCAUCAUUGUUGGAUUUAAUAUUGGAAGGAAGCGCAACUGACUCGCCGGCUGACCUUGUUAAUCAGUUUCAAGAUUUAAACAGAUCAGCUGUUUUAAUAACUGAAUCUGAACUUCUUUCACUAGUUUCUUUUCUGAGAUCUGUUGAAGCAGAAUCAUCAGAUACCACUGUAAAAAAAACUCUGUAUGCGAUGAUUAAUCAUUUGCCCACUACUUCUCUGACUGCUACCUCUUUGCUAAAUGGAAAUGGGGGCCAUCUUACUCCUGGUACAAGUACAUCUGAUACACAUCCCCUAACCCCUUCAACUAAGCGCAGUUUUCUAGGAAAAGUUGGUCGUAAAAGCACUAAACUUGCCAACACUAUUAGUCAAGAAAACCAUGUGGAUGAAGCAAAUGGCCUCUCAGAAGUGGAUUCAGGCUUAAACUCGAAGAAUCAUCUGGAAGAUGUACUAGUUGUUCCUAUUCUAGGCCUUGAUUUUGAUUGUCCUGGAAUGCUGAAUGAAGAAAAGGAACUAGUGAUAAUCUAGAAGCUAUUUCUGAGGCAGCGUCAAAUCAUUCUGUUGCAUCUUCUUUAGAUUUAGAAAAUGAAAACGAAAAUGAUAAUCUCUCAGAUAUGGUCUCUGCAAAUGUCAGUGGAAGAGGUACUCCAAACGUGAGUGGUCGUGACACGCCAUCCUCUCAAUUGGAAGGGGAAGAAAGGGAACAGAGACCACUAGAUUUGAUGGCCUCAUCAAGAAAACAAAACCAAGAAGACAUUGAGGAUAAAUUUGGCAAAUUUGAAAUUCAGCCAAUGAAUGAAGGAGAUGAAACAAAGUCUAUGGUUAGUGACACUUGGAGUACUGAUGUCUUAGCGAGUGAUUCUGAAACAGUAGAACAAUCAGACAUGUCAUCACAGGUUACUUUAGAUUCACAGAGCUGUCUAGACAGAGGCUUGUUAGAUGCAUCAGAAACUGCUAGUCAAAGUGAUGCAUGGAGUGUUGAUGUACUUGCAUCUGAUACAGAAAGAUUACAGGAUUUAGAUACAGAUGAUACUGCGAGUGUAGCUCGAUCAGAUGAUACAGCACGUUCAGAAGUGGAUGGUGAGAUGGGAGCUGGUGUCGAUGAUGCUCGAUUGGACAGAAAAGAUAUUUUAGACUCUGAUGGCAUGAGAGAUCCAUUUCUGCCCGAUGCCUAUGGUAUUGUCGGAGGCAAUCAGAAUUUUAUUCCACCGCAUACAACCAAUUUUUCUGGUGAUAUAGCAAGUUUUCAGACCAAUUAUUCACAUUUUACAUCAAUGAAUGAAGAAUCAUCUGUGCUAUCUGAAAAAGGUGUAAGGCUGAGACAUAAAACAACACUUCAUGAAUCUAGUUUAGAUUCUUUUAAAUCACCCGAACUUUUGCAUAUGGAUUUGGAAAGUGACAGCAAUGUAUCUACUUUAGUUGAUGGUCAGUCUGCCCUAGACGAAAGCUUGAGUAGCAUGCAGAGUUUAGGUCGUGUUAGUUUGGCCGUUCGAGAACUGCCUGAUGCUAGUGAUCAAGACUCCGGCGUCAUGCUCUUGGACUCUUUACAAGAAACCGUAUCUUCACAGAAUUCACAACAAACGCACCGAUCGAGCAUAGUCGACAUCCUCUCAUUAGAUCUCACAAGAACUUUGAACCUUCCUGCAGCAGCUUGUCCUCCAGCCGAAUUCUUUUCAAACAGCAGCUCACCCAUGCAGUUCGAUAAAGAUACACCAACCAGCAAAACCCAGGUAGAGUGUUCCACCCCCAUAGAACCCAUUAAACCGGGCACUAUUCCCAGGAAUUCGGUUGGAGAAAGAGGUGCAAAGAGAAAAUUGCAAGAUUUUGGGCCAGAAGAGGUGUGCCCACAGUUCCGUGCUGUCUCAUUGUCAAACAAUGUGAAUAGUGAAGGAAGUUACCAUCAGAACGCUAGUGCCACCAGUGCCGAUCACUCUGAAGCGUUUAACUCUCGUCACAUGAAAGCAAUUUCAGUUCCUAUAUCUACUGGUGCUAUUUCUAAAUCUAUAAGUUUUCAUAAACAUACUGAAGAUAUGGAUUUAGAAAUGGAUGAUAAAUUUGGUGGCGACAAGCACCGUAAAAGCCUCUUUAAACUAUCUGGAUUCCGCUUUACCUUUAAAGGAAAGAAUCGAAAAUCCCACCCAUCUUACAGAGGCGAUACUGAGAAAGAUAAUAUGAAUGACCUUGAGGCAAGAUCUAGAGGCCAACCUCAGAGUUCCCUUGCUGAAAUAAGAGCUUUCCAACUAGAGGCUAGUGAUGAAAUUCUUGCCAAAUACCGCAAAAAAGCACCUUCUUCUGCAGCUUCUUCUUCAUUAAAAUCUUCAAACUCAGAAAUAUCAGAAACUAUGAGUAAUGCCUCUGAUAAUGUCUUAAUGGACAACAAUCUGCACAAUUUUGAUUCUGUAAAUAUGGAGAAUUCAAUCAUAUUUUCUGAUGCCAAGUGCAAACUAAGGCUUGUUCUGGGUUCUGCAGAUUUACAAACUCUUCCUUGGCUGAGCCAUUCCCGUGGUCGAUCAAUUUCUGGUGGAUUACAAAGAUUGCAGGAGAAUGAGCUGGUUGCAUUCCUGAAAGUUCUGCUUGCAGAAGCCAUAAAUUUGCAACAAAGACCUUUGAUGGCUCAUUUGCAUGAAGCUCUUAGAUGUGUUCGUCUCUUUGAUGAUAUUGGAUAUAUCAUUCUGAAUGUCCUUGGCCUUCUGCACAAGCUGAACUUGUCAAUAUAAAUGCUUACAAAACACCUAGAGAUAAAAUCCAGUGUGUAUUGCGUUGCUGUAACACGAUUAUGAAUCUCUUAAGUAUGGCUAGUAAUAAGUCUGUUCCUGCUGCUGAUGAUCUCAUGCCAGUACUUGUUUAUGUGCUCAUCAAAGCUAAUCCUCCUCACCUCCUCUCAACAGUACAGUACGUAAAUACUUUCUACGAGAAGCAGCUGGAAGGAGAAGAGGCCUAUUGGUGGACCCAGUUUGCAUCCGGUGUCGAAUUCAUUAAAAAUAUGGAUUAUUCUUAAAAGAGAGUGCAUGCAGAGAAGUUACAUUUACUCACAGUUUACAUGGAAACGACACAGUACUGCCAUCUGGUGGGAAAUGGUUCCGAUGUAAUGAUUUGUUAGUGAUGGCGUGAGUUAUGUGGUUGUGUUUUGUCUUGUUUGGUCACAUGUUGAAUUCUUAUCUAAAGAUAGCGGAAAAUAUGGAAGGAAAAUGUUUACUUAUUUUAUGGAUGUUUUUAAAAAAAAUUUAACCAAUUUUUUUUACUUAUGUUAUACCAUUGUUUAAAGAUUUUUAUUUUAAUAUAUACUAUAUUAGGAAAAAUGCACAUUAAAAUUGAAAGGUUUUCUGAAAAAAGGAAAUCGCAUCUCGUGUAUCGUUUUAUUUUAUUUUAAUUACUAUUUUAUAAACUAUUUACUCGCAUUAGUCAUAUAACACAACCAACUCCUUGAUAGACUACUACUUUUUUUUCAGCUCAAUGAAUUCUAAUUAUUUGAGAACUAAUAUACUUAAAGAAUUUAAGGAUCAGUUUUUCAGAGAAAAAUAUAUUCCUAUUUUAAUAAGCUAUUGCAUAGAUACCUACUAAAACUCAUUAUUGGAUAAAUGCCAAAACUGUUGCUCUAUGCUAAAUGCUUUAACAGUGUAAAUAUAAAAAAAUAUGAAGUUGGCGCUAUUUCUUUUUUGCAGAAAAUCCUUCAAUUUAUUGUUGUUGUUAUUUUUAAAGCUAAUAUACCUUCUUUUAUUACUUGAUGAAGGUUAUUUGAGGUCUUUACAAGUAUCUAAUUGAUUUUCUGUCUGUUUCACUUAUAUUGCUUUGCUUUAAAACGUCUUACAUAAAAACAAAGUAUUAAGCAGGGAUAUACUUAUAUUGCAUGAACUCCAAUGAAAUUUUUUGAAGGGAUAUGUGAUUUUUUUUCUAAUUCAGAGUCUUUUUUUUUUUUUUUUUUACUGGAAAAUAUUUAACAAAUUUUUUCAAUGCUGUAAAAAAAAAAUGACCAUGUCACAUAAUAUUAGAAUUUUUUUUUUUGUUUUGUUUUUGAAAUUUGUUUGAAAUAUUUUUAAUCUUAUCAGUACUGAUCAGAAUCAUAAUUCUCUCCCAGCUCUAGAGUAUCUCCUAUUUUGUGAGUAGUGUAAAGUAGUAUACAUAUAUAUUUAAUCAGUAUAGCUUGUGGAAAACUUAUUUAUUUAUAAUAUUUAUAGACGGUGAUUAUAAAUGAGAGAAUUAAAAAUUUACUUUUAUUUCUGUACAUUUUUAAAAUAUUUUGUUUAAUGAAGUAAAAGCAAUUAUAUUCUAUAAAAGUUUUAAACACAAAUCAAUAAACUUAAUUAAAGACUAUUUAUAAUGUUUUUAAAAAAAGGUGAAACAUAUAAUUCUUGAUGUAUAAUUUAAUAUUCAAUUUUUUUUGUUAUUAUUGUUUCACUGAGCAAUUUUUGUGUCUCAUUUCCUACAUAAAUUUCUUCUACUUUAAAUAACACGUUGGUUGUUAUUUUAUUAUUAUUAUUUUUUACUAACACUGUAGAUUAAUUAAUCUCAACAAAAAUAAAUUGUUUUUGUUGAGAAGUAUUUAGUCCCUAAGGUAUUAAAUUUAUUUUCUAUGUUAAAAAAUUCGAGAGCACUUAGAUAAAGAGGCAGAAGAUAAAAAGGUCCAGAAAAAAAUUUCUCAGCAAAAAUAAUUUAAAUAUUGUAAAAUUUGAAAAUAUUAAUGAUUAGAGCCCUGAUUUCAAUCAAGCAUUUCUUUCGUAAAAAUAAAUUUAGUUGUAUUAAAACAUGUAAAAUUGAGGGGCAAUUUUCAUUUUAUGAUGUAAUGUGAUAUAACCAUAUAUAAUUAUAAUGCUUAAAUCGUAUAAAAUAAUUGUUAAAAAUAUAAUUUGUAAAAAAAAAAUAAGAAACAAUUUGCAUUUCAGUCUUGCCAUCUAUGAAAUAAACACCUUAAUAAUUUUUAUUUGGAAAAUUUAAGCAACAAAACCCUUCCUUUAAUAGGUAGGAAAGUUAAUAAUAAUGAGAAAGAAAAAAAAAGCUUUCAUAUAUAUAUAAGUAAGGUUGUGCUUUGCUUGUAUUCUUCAAAAGUAUAUUUAAACAAUGGCUAUUUUGAAACUUAAUUUGAAUUUGUUUCAAAAAUGAGACUGAUAUUACUGCUUGUCUGUUCUUUUGCAUAUUUGAACAAUGUCUUUAGAAAAAUUGAAAUAUGUACAAAAAUGUGACUGAAAUUAUUCUUUGCCUGAACUCUUUAGACAUGUUUGUUCAUGUCUUGAAACAUUUUCAAUUAGAUCUUGAAACAUUGUCUGUUCAUUCUAAUACAAUUUGUUGUUUUUCAUAUGUAAUAUUUUCUUCCUGAUUUCUAAAACUCUCUUUUAUUUAUAAGUUUUGUAAAAAUUAUUAUAACUAUUUUUGUUUUUUUUCCCUCCAUUAUGGAGAGGUAUUUAAUUAUGCAUUGCAUAUUAUAAAUAUUAAUUUCCUUCAGGAUAUAUUUUAACAAGUUAAUCAAGUUUAAUCUAUAUUUUAUUCUAUUAUAUAUAAAAAAAAAUUUUAAUAAGCAUUUGUAAAUUUAAUUUUUCUAAUUUGUGUUGUCUAAACUUCUGUUUCAUUAUCUUUAUGGAGAAAUCUGUGAUAUUUAGAAAAAAAAGUAAGGUAACAUUUUUAAGUUUAUAAAUUAUAAUAUAAUUAUUACGAGUAAAUUUUGGUUUUUGUGUUGCUUAUAACUUCUAAAUGCAUCAGCAAGCAUCUCUGUUAUUUUGUGAGAUAAAAAUCUUUUUGAGAGAGAAUUCUAAAUGUAACUAUAAUUUGUUACCAAAUCGAAUAUUAGAUACCUUGUUUUUUCUAAAAAUCACAGAAAUGUAAUUUUGUUUGUUAUUUUUCUGUGAUAUAUACAAAAUAUAGAAGUACUGUGCUGUUGUAUUGAAGUAAUCAGAAAUUUUUGGUUUCAAUUGAAGGGCUAGAGGCAGUAAAAUAAUAGCCAGUGUCAACUUUUUACAUCAAACUGUUAUUUUAUAUUGUUUCCAGAUAAGCUCUUAGUAAAGAUUCUGGAAUUUCCACCAGUUAAUAGCACUAUACACCAGAACAUCCUAUUGCCUACUCUGAAAUCGUGGUUUUUUAUUACUAAUGCUCUCCUAAACAAUUGAAAGUGUGGCUUAUCAUUAUAUUUCCUCAGGCCUUUCAAUUACUAGUCCAAUUCACAUAAAAAGUUUUUAGAUAUUUUUAAGCAUGAUUUUAUUUUAAAUGUGUUAAAUAAAAUUGGUGUUUUUAUCUGAGCAGUUGAAGAACCGUUUUUAAUUAAAUACUAUGUUGUCGUUUUUAUAAAUUGAAUAUAAAAAAAAAUGUUUAAGAUUCAAAUAAGGUUUUUGAGGCCUUGCCGAUAUUGUAAAAAAUAUUUGAAAUUUAUUUUCAUAUUUAUUACUGCCUACCAAUUGCGUAAAACUUCAGUUUAAUUCUUGCAAACUAAACGUUAGCAUAUUUUUUUUAAACUUACGCUUAAGAAUUCUGUGAACUUCUAUGAAAAAUAAAUAUUUUUAAAAUGCAGAACAUUGAUUUUUUUGAUAUUAAUAUUUGCAAUAGCAUCUAGUGGUCAUACCAUUAUUCGCUGAUGGUAGUGAAAAUUAAUUGUAAAAAGUUGACUUUUUGAUUGAAAAGUGCUUUAGUAGCAUAUCCAAAAUAUCAUUCUUAGUCUUUCUUUUUAUAAAUAUUGUUUACUUUUUAUGAUUUAAAUAAUGUUCCUUUCCUUUUAAGAAAAAUAUGCAUAAUUAUACGUAUUUUUACUUCAUUUGAAGCAGCUUUAAGUGAACGUAUGCUUACAUUUUCAUUCUUUGUGGACUUCAGCAUAAAUGUAGAUAGCCUUGUCACUUAUUAUGUAAGCAUUUUUUUUUGUUUGUAAUUUUGGGCUCUCAUUACCUCUUAUCAGCAAUUUAUGUAAUUUUUUACUAAUUAUACUGAUUCUGUCAAAUUCUUAAUAGUUUUUUUUUCACAUAAUAAAAUUAAUUUAGUUUUUUAGGAGCUUUACUUUUACUCCUUUAAAUGCUUGUUAUAUUUUAACUUUAACGCACCUUUGACUAAUAACACACCUUUCCUUUGGCGGAGUUUUUUUUGUUGCCAGACUAGUUAACAUUCUAUAAAGUCACGAACUGGCACCCCUUUUUCCAGAAGCAAUUUUUUGUCACAUGUGAAGCAUGUCUGCCGUGUGGAGCUGUGUCAUUCUUUUUUUUUUCUUACAAUGCAGUCUAACCUCGAUUUAUCAUUCCUGCAUCUGUUUUUCUGUAAUUUUCGUCUUUUUUUUUUAAUGGUCCCCUCACAAAUGCUUUUCUUAUAAUCUUAAUAAUGCCCUUUUUGAAAGUAAUAUUCUUGCAUCUACCAUUUAGAAAUGAUACCAACUAUUUUUUGAGAAAAAAUAAUAUUGAAGCUAUUUUGUUAUGAAAAGAAAAACAAUAAUCCCUGAUACUGCUAUAGAAAAGAAACUAAGGCUAUUUUACAGUUUGGAGAAAACCCCUUAAACAACACUUUUGAUGUUUCUGCACGAUUUGAUAAAAAUGUGAUGAAACUUGUGUUGGUUUAAGAAAUAAUUUCAGAAUCUGAAGAAGUUAAGUCUAGUGCUUCUUAAUUAUUUUUCAAGUCAUUAUUUGAUAUCUUAUGUUGACCUGUAUUCCUCGUUUUCCCUUAUCUAUUGUUCUCAAUGAAUGGUCCCAAGAGAAGAAGCUAUAUUGUUUAUGUAGGCAGGAGAAAGUAGGUACCAGUGCAAUGAAAAGUCGUACCGAUAACCCUGGCUCUCAGGUGAUUAAGGCGAAGGUUCUAUGAACUUUUGUACAUAUCUCUAUAUGAACAUACAGCUAUGUACAAAGCUUUAUGUUCAAAUUUGCUUUUGUAGAUUAUUAAAUUAUUUAGCUCCUAUUACUGCAAUUUUUCUCUUGCCUGUUCCCAGACUAAGUAAACAAAAAAAAAUAAUAAUAAUUGUUCCCAAAGUGAGUAAAGUUAUCUGUGUAGUCCGGGACUAAGCGAAGGCACAUAAUAA